GGUGGGCCUGAUCAGGCUCUUACCCUCUUAAAUGCCGAUUCUUUUUCCUCACAUUUAUAAAUGGUAGCUAUCAAAUGGAGCUUCACACAUUCACAAAGGCAAUCUCUUGGCCGUUUUCAACUAAUUCAAACACAUGGCAUUCUCGAGCAUCUUUCCAGCAAUGAAGGGGCUGUUUUCUGGCAUAACAAAGGCGGCUUUGUGGUCUAAAGAGACUGCAAUUGAUGUUUUUGGAACUGGGUUUUUUACUAGAGCGAUGAAGCGAGUAGCUUCUGUUAUAUUCACCUGCAUUCUUGCAUUGGGAGGUGCUAUAGUCGGAGUAUUUGUUGGGGCCAUCAAGGGCCAGACCACAGAAACUGGGUUCCUAAAUGGAGCAGGGAUAGGAGCAGUGACAGGGGCCUUUGCAGGCAUUCAUUUACUGGAAUCAGCUGCUGAUUGUGAGUCAUUGUCAAAGACCGCCCUCUUAGGUAGUUUGAUGAGUGGGAAGGUAUUCGUGGAAUGGGUUUGCCCAGCAGUGCUAAAGGCCUAUCAGUGGCAAGUCGGAAACCUUGAAACAAGUUAUCAAGAAGCUUAUGAUAUCUAUGACAUCGGUGGAGUCAAGGGGUUAUCCAACAGCUGCAUUCAAAAGCUUCCAAUUCAUAUAUUUCAUUCUAGCAAGAUGAUCAAAUCAUGUCAUGAUUUCUGCUGCUCAAUUUGCUUGCAGGAUUUCAAGGAUGAAAACUCAGUGAGAGAACUUCCCAAUUGCGGACACCUCUUUCAUGUGGGCUGCAUAGACAAGUGGCUAACCCGACAAGGCACUUGUCCAAUGUGUAGAGAACGUGUGUGAUGACACAAAUGCAUUGUAAAUUAGAGCUUCACCUCACGACCAAAUCAGAAAAGUGAGAAUUUUCAAGCAAUUGUGAAUACAAAUGCAAUAAUUUGUCGGA
Molecule: messenger RNA, 923 nt
Organism: Carya illinoinensis
Lineage: Eukaryota; Viridiplantae; Streptophyta; Magnoliopsida; Fagales; Juglandaceae
Product: NEP1-interacting protein-like 1
Exons: 5
Coding region: 134-823 (229 amino acids)
Source: RefSeq, a predicted model, not a curated record